Molecule: messenger RNA, 2151 nt
Organism: Amaranthus tricolor (Joseph's coat)
Lineage: Eukaryota; Viridiplantae; Streptophyta; Magnoliopsida; Caryophyllales; Amaranthaceae
Product: transcription factor RAX1-like
Exons: 3
Coding region: 43-756 (237 amino acids)
Source: RefSeq, a predicted model, not a curated record
GAAAGUUUUCUACCUUAUUCUUAAACCAAGCUAAGCUAAGCCAUGGUAAGAUCACCAUGUUGUGACAAAACUAAGGUUAAGAAAGGGCCAUGGUCUGCUCAAGAAGACGCAUUACUCUUGAACUUCACUGCCACAUUCGGCAAUGGAGGCAAUUGGAUUUCAUUGCCUAAAAAAGCUGGAUUGAAUCGAUGUGGAAAGAGUUGCCGUUUAAGAUACUUGAAUUAUCUUAGACCAGAUAUUAAGCAUGGUGGUUUCACUGAGGAGGAAGAUUAUGUUAUUUACAAGCUUUUUAAUGCCAUUGGUAGCAGGUGGGCAAUCAUUGCCUCAAAUUUACCUGGAAGAACAGAUAAUGAUGUGAAGAACUACUGGAACACUAAACUUAAGAGGAAGAUAUCAUCCGGAGAAUUCAACAUUAUUAAUAAUCCCAUCAGAAAUUGUUGUAAAAAACAUAAUAAUAAUUCCCAAAUAAGUAAUAAUGAAAACAUAACCAACACUAUAGAAAAGGACAGAUCAUAUUAUGAAAUUGAGAGUUUGAACAUGGUCGAAAGUAAAGAAAGCACUGAAGAAAUUCCAAGUUAUUAUUCAGAGAAUUCAUCAUCAAAUUCAACGGAUUUUAAUGGAAUUAGCGGCGAAGAAGACGAGUUUUGGAUGGAUUUGUUAGCUGAUUCCUUUGAUAGUUCUGUUGUAGCCGUAGCAUCUCAUCAACUUCAGGAGAAAAUGAGUGAGAUUGCUUCUCUACUACAUGAUAGUAGUUAAAGUACCAAAAUUAGGGUUAUGAUAUUUCUUAUAGGUUCUAAGAUGCAACUUGUUAGAAUUUAGAAAAUAAAUCUCGGCAACUUAAAUAAGGAGAAGAAGAAGAAGAGAUAAUUCUCAUACAAAUAAGGAGAAUUUCACUAUCAAAACUAAUUGCUAGUGAUAGUUAUGGGAUUACUCUUCGAAUUUAUAAAGUGGUACAUCGUCUUUUCUUUUAUCGAUGUGGGUCAACUUACAUAUGGAUAUUAAUUGAUAUUUAAUUUACAUAAGUUGCAAGUUGUAAAUUGUAAUUGAAGUUUUUUUUGAAUUUGUUUUGUAGUUAUGGCAUCCUAAAUAACCACAAAUUAGUGAGGGAUCAAUCUAUUGGUGUAUGGGAUAACAUAUAAAGUGUGUCAAAUUCAACAAAAAAAAAAAAUAAUGUUAUAAUUGUUCAAAAUAAUAUUAAGUCAAGAUUUAUGAUAUAAUAAUGUGUUAAUCAGUAUUAAUGAUAUAGGAGUACUAUAUUGUGGCAUAGUAUUAGGGAAAAUAGAAUUUUCUUAUUUUAAGGCUAAAGAUUUUCUAAGUUCAAAAAGUCUUAAAUUAUUUUGAGUUUGGUUUUGGAAAAUAGAUUUUAAGCUUUUGUUUGAGCAUUUAAGGUACAUAUAAUAUAACUUCCUUGACUUAGGAACAUAGGAGGUUCUGAAUGUGUUCAACUAUACAGAUCCUCGAAAAAAUAAGAGUCUUAAUAUUAAAUUAUGUAGUAUAUGUUACGUGUUUAAAGAAAAAUUUAUUAGAAAAAUAUUAUAAAUUUCAUUAUUGUAUAGGAAAUUUAAAAAAUUUAUCAUUUUUAUUCCGACAAAGUUCCCAAGUUUUGUUUUGCUAGGUAGUGGAAGACCAAGUCUUCGUUACUCAGUAGUCACCAGGUUGUUCCUAUUUCCUUGGAACGAGUCAGUUGUGGAGAAACUUUUUCUUCUGAUCUACACUUAACUAUUAUGUCUACUAGCCUAAACUUAUAUGUUAGUAAGUUAUUUCAUGAAACUUUUUUAUCUCUCACUAAUUUUACAAAAAAUUUAAUAGAAUAGAAUAUUGUGCAUAUCUUGUAAAUCUUUAUAUUUUGGUAAUUAUUUUGUAAUUAGCUAAUUUUCUUAUUCUCCAAGAUUACUUUUAUAGCUAGUUUCCUUACUUUCUAAGAUUACUCUUGUAUCUAUUCUCUCACUUUGAAAUGAAACGGUAACCAAUCAUUCUACCAAUUCUAUCAUGGUAUCAAGAGCUUAGGUUCUUUUUCCUCUCUUCAACCCUUUUUACUUUCUUCCUUACUCCUCAAGACAACCAUUCCCCACCUUUACCGCCGCCCCCCUCUCUUGCUUCUUCCUUAGCUUCUCCUAAAAUUCAUCCCACCACCGACUCCUCUCCGACAUG